This is a messenger RNA of Cucurbita pepo subsp. pepo (vegetable marrow), 1282 nucleotides long. RefSeq names its product bromodomain protein (DUF761). The record is from RefSeq and is a predicted model, not a curated record. NCBI's taxonomy places the organism in Eukaryota, Viridiplantae, Streptophyta, Magnoliopsida, Cucurbitales, Cucurbitaceae.
ANCGCUCUCACUCCCAUUUCCUCUCCCAUCUCUGUGCCUCGCUUCCGCCAUGUUCGCCGAAUCGGUUUCUUCCACUCUCUCCAUAUGGACCUCCGUCAACAGUUGGUUCACUCCCACUGUUCUCUUCGUCGUCCUCAACCUUGUGAUCGGCACCAUUGCUAUUGCAUCCAACUUAGGCGGCCCUCAAGGACCUACUCAACGCCGUCCUUCCGACCCUGACCAUCCUCAGUAUCUCCAGAGAUCUCCUUCUAUGCUUCAGAGGCUGAAAUCGAUUAAUCUUUAUGCUUAUAGAUCCGAAGAGCCGGCGACUGUGUUCGAGAAACCGCCUGAAACCGACACUCGUUACGCUAAUUUCGAGCAUCCGCAACUGGUUAGAUCUCCUUCUGUACUUCAGCGGCUUAAGUUUAGUUUCUCAGGCUACAAACCGGAGGAGUCUUUCCAAUCUCCGCCGCCGGAAACUGUAUUCGAUAAAUCGCCUGGAAUCGACACUCAUUACGGUAAUUUCGAACAUCCGCAACUGGUUAGAUCUCCUUCUAUGCUUCAGCGGCUCAAGUUUAACUUCUAUGGCUCUAAAUCCGAGGAGUCUUUCGAAUCUCCGCCUCCGUCUGUUCCUGCGGUUCAGAAAAUCGAGGAUGUCCAGAUCCGUCGGAGGGAGGAUGAGUCGAAACGAGUGGAGGAAGAGGAGGAUGAAGAUGACGAACAGUCUAUGGAAGAGGUUUACAGCAAACUCCAUGGCGAUCACUUCACGAGGACGAAAUCCGACACGAUGCCGAGUGCGGGUGAGUUUCCGACGAAAUUAGCAAGGAAGAUGAAGAAAUCGGCGAGUUCGAAAUCUGCAUUCUCGCAUUUCGAAGCGGAUGAAAUCGUGGAGAGUCGCCGUCCAGCGACAGUGAAAGAAGGAAAAGAGAAAAUGACGGAAAUAGACGACGAAGUGGACGCUAAGGCGGACGACUUCAUCAACAAAUUCAAGCAACAGUUGAAGUUGCAGAGGCUGGAAUCCAUACUCAAGUACAAGGAGAUUGUCGGCAGAGGGAAUGCGAAAUAGGCAAGGUAAAUAAAAGUAAUUUUCAAUUGUCUUGGGGUGAGAUUUCUAAUUUUUUAUAUUCUCAAGGAUUAGUUUGAAAUUUCAAGUUUUAUAAAAUGGACUCCACCACCUAAAGCCUACAAGAAAAAGAAAAGAAAAGAAAAGAAAAGAAAAGCAGAUCUAGCGUUGUUUUUAUUUCCCUCUUUGUAACUUUUAUUUCCGGAAUUAUUUUCUUUAAUGUCCUUCACCUAUUUUCAA